Daucus carota subsp. sativus is the source of this 635-nucleotide messenger RNA. RefSeq lists its product as uncharacterized. The transcript has 4 exons. The coding region runs from base 253 to 555 and encodes 100 amino acids. The record is from RefSeq and is a predicted model, not a curated record. NCBI's taxonomy places the organism in Eukaryota, Viridiplantae, Streptophyta, Magnoliopsida, Apiales, Apiaceae.
UUGAAAAUGAUUUCUUCAUCCAAUUGUAUCAUAUGACUAACAUCUUUGUAGCUGAAGAUGUGGAUUAUAUCCAGCGUCAUGUGUUUCAGUUCACUAACUUAUCAGCUAUAAUCGAUGCUGCAAGGGAAAGCAACUUUCUAAUCGGUCAGUUCUUUUGGUUUACUACAAGAGUUCCUUAAAGCCAGUGUAGUUUUUUGUAACUGCCUAUUCUGUUAUGUAGAUGUUGUUGGCGUUCUACAACAAGUACAGCCUAUGACUUCCUACAGGAACAAAUAUAACCAGCUCAAAAACAGCAUUCAGUUUACCAUCAACGAUAUGAACAGUCCUGCGCAAGUAAUAUUCUAUGAUGAAAUGGCGCAAUCUUUUGAUCAGGAACUCCACAAUGCUGGCCAGCAUCCAGUAAUCCUUAUCAUCUCCAGUGUUAAAGCUCGCAUGAUCCAAGGUGAGGUGAAGUUGACAAACUAUCCUGCGACUAGGUUUUUCAUAAAUCUUCAUCAUGAAGCUGUGGAGGAUCUGAGAGAUGCAUUGAGAUUGGCAAAUUGGCGUCUCCAUUGAUGUUCGGAAAUGAAAGACACCUACAAGAGGAUUCUACUACCUCCAUCAUUCCAUCAUGCUAUUCCAAUUAUUCAAUCGUC